CCCGCCAUCUUUGCAACCGGCUUUCCAAGAGACGAACACGUUGCUCGAAAAAAGAAGUUUCUGUCCUGCUUAUUUUUGAGUGGAAACGUCGUUGACCGGUUGUUCUCUUCCCCCGCGGAGGAGCGAAGCCGGAGAGCGCUCCUCAGGUGCUACUGCCCGUCGCCCUCCCCACCACCAUGGCAGAGAAAAACACCAGGAUCGCCAUUGUCAACCAGGACAAAUGCAAACCCAAGAAAUGUCGCCAGGAGUGUAAGAAGAGCUGCCCAGUGACCCGCAUGGGUAAGCUGUGUAUCGAGGUGACGCCACAGAGUAAGAUCGUUUGGAUCUCGGAGUCUCUGUGUAUCGGCUGUGGAAUCUGUAUCAAGAAAUGUCCUUUUGGAGCAUUGUCAAUCGUCAACCUGCCCAGCAACCUGGAGAAGGAAACCACCCACAGAUACUGUGCCAACUCCUUCAAACUGCACCGGCUGCCUAUCCCCAGACCUGGUGAGGUCCUGGGACUUGUAGGGACCAACGGUAUUGGAAAAUCCACAGCGCUGAAGAUCCUGGCAGGAAAACAGAAACCUAACCUGGGGAAAUAUGAUAAUCCUCCAGACUGGCAGGAGAUCCUGACGUACUUCCGAGGGUCAGAGCUUCAGAACUACUUCACCAAAAUUCUGGAGGACGACUUGCGGGCCAUCGUCAAACCACAGUACGUGGACCAGAUCCCAAAGACCGUCAAGGGGUCAGUGGGGGCCAUCCUGAGCAGGAAAGACGACACAGACACGCAGAAGUUGGUCUGUGAACAGCUGGAUCUGAGUCAUCUGCGGGAGAGGAACGUGGAGGAUUUGUCUGGUGGUGAGCUGCAGAGAUUCGCCUGCGCCGUGGUCUGCAUCCAGAGGGCUGACAUCUUCAUGUUUGAUGAACCGUCCAGUUACCUGGACGUGAAGCAGAGACUGAAUGCUGCCAUCACCAUCCGCUCCCUCAUCACCCCAGACAGGUACAUCAUUGUGGUGGAGCACGACCUGAGUGUGUUGGAUUACCUCUCCGACUUCAUCUGCUGUCUGUACGGUGUGCCAAGUGCCUACGGUGUGGUCACUAUGCCGUUCAGCGUCCGAGAAGGUAUCAACAUCUUCCUGGAUGGUUAUGUCCCCACCGAGAACCUCAGGUUCCGUGAGACGUCGCUGGUGUUCAAAGUGGCAGAGACGGCAAAUGAGGAGGAGGUGAAGAGACUGAGACACUACCAGUACCCUGACAUGUGCAAGAUGAUGGGCGAGUUCACACUGGAGAUCAGGGGUGGAGAAUUCACAGACUCUGAGAUCAUGGUGAUGCUGGGAGAGAACGGAACGGGAAAGACCACCUUCAUCAGGAUGUUGGCUGGAGGACUCAUGCCUGAUGGAGGAGGUGAGGUUCCCGUCCUGAACGUCAGCUACAAACCUCAGACCAUCAGCCCCAAGUUUAAGGGCAGCGUCAGAUCUCUGCUGCACAAGAAGAUCAGAGACGCCUACACCCACCCACAGUUCAUCACCGACGUCAUGAAGCCAAUGCAGAUCGAGAGCAUCAUCGACCAAGAUGUGCAAAACUUGUCUGGAGGUGAGUUGCAGCGAGUGGCUCUCACCCUGUGCCUGGGUAAACCAGCCGACGUUUACCUGAUUGACGAGCCCUCGGCGUACCUGGACUCCGAGCAGAGAUUGAUGGCGGCUAGGGUCAUCAAAAGAUACAUCCUUCACGCGAAGAAGACGGCAUUUGUGGUGGAGCAUGACUUCAUCAUGGCCACAUAUCUGGCUGACAGGGUCAUCGUGUUUGAUGGAAUUCCCUCUAAAAAGACUGCCGCCAACACGCCGCAGAGUCUGCUGGCAGGAAUGAGCCGCUUCCUAUCUCUGUUGGAGAUCACGUUCAGACGGGACCCCAACAACUUCAGGCCACGAAUCAACAAGCUCCACUCCAUCAAGGACACUGAACAGAAGAAGAGUGGAAAUUACUUCUUCCUGGAUGAUUAAAUCAACCCCCGGUGCAUCUGACCAACCAACUGACCGACCGACCGAUUGAUCGAUCAUUGUUUAAAACCAUAAACAAAGUGUCAAAAUCACCCACAAACAUGUCAUCUCUGAAACAAGUCAACAUUCAGUCUGGACAAGUUCCAGUCCUGACUCCACAUCAGUUUCUGUCUGCUAGUGUUUUUUCAGGGACUCUUGUGUCAGAUGCUGUAACAGGAGCAAAGAAGGACAGCACCCCUAGAGGCAAUUAUGGUGUAUGACUAAAAGGCACAUUUACAUGCAACUUGUGACAAUAAGUGAGAUAUAUCAGAAAACUAAACUUAAUAAAAUGUCAGUACUUUAUAAACAACCUUUCGAAAUGUCA
Messenger RNA from Cynoglossus semilaevis (tongue sole), 2337 nucleotides. It is a transcript of the gene abce1, whose product is annotated as ATP-binding cassette, sub-family E (OABP), member 1. Gene Ontology annotation, molecular function: ATP binding; ATP hydrolysis activity. The transcript has 19 exons. The record is from RefSeq and is a predicted model, not a curated record. The coding region runs from base 177 to 1976 and encodes 599 amino acids. Lineage: Eukaryota; Metazoa; Chordata; Actinopteri; Pleuronectiformes; Cynoglossidae.